GAUUUCUUAACAAGAUAUGGCUUCCUUGUGCACAUCCACACAGUUCUUCUCCCUCAUCUUCUUAGCCACACUCGUUUGCUCUUCUGCUUCCACACACAGAAAUCUCUUCCAAGUUGCCACAAACAAAUUCAUUCUUAGCUCUUGCCGGGCGACGCGCUUUCCGGCUGCGUGCUACCGCUCACUUGGGUGCCAUGCCAGAGAGGUCCAGCGCAGCCCAAGGAGGUUGGCCCAUGCCGCGCUCUCGGUGAGCCUAGACCAAGCCUUGUCUACAUGUGCCCUGAUAUCUAAGCUGAAAGUGAUGAACAAGGGAUCAAUGACUCAUUGGGAGAUUGGAGCCAUGGGAGACUGCAUUGAGAAUGUGGGUGAGUCCAUAUAUCUGACGAAGCAGUCACUCAAGGAGAUGGAGGACCUGGGCAGCACCAACUGGGGGAUGCUGAUGAGCGACCUCCAGACUUGGGUAAGCGCCGCCGACACAUGUAUGGACGGAUUUGCUGGCGGCACCAUGAAUGGCCUUCUGAAGCAGGACAUAAGGUCUAGUAUUGAAGGGCUGGCUCAGAUGACCAGCAAUGCCUUGGACUUCAUUAACAGAUUAUCUAACACUAGACAGGGCACCCUACCAUGAAUAGUGAUUUGGCUAUAGAUAUACAGAUAUUGGACUUUGGCUACUGCAUAGAUUGUUUAUUUAUAUCUUAUGUGUCUUUCUUUGAUAUUGUUGUGCAAAUAUUGAUAUCCUGUGAGGCUUGUACAAGGUUAAGAACUGGGAAGCUCAAUUAGAUGGGUUUGGAAACUGAAUUUAGGGUUUCCCUUUACUUUCUUUCAUUUACCAGCUCUGUUGAUGCUUCAUAUAUGCAAAGGAUGAACACGGGCUAAGAUUAUGCGACA
Molecule: messenger RNA, 882 nt
Organism: Nymphaea colorata (pocket water lily)
Lineage: Eukaryota; Viridiplantae; Streptophyta; Magnoliopsida; Nymphaeales; Nymphaeaceae
Product: 21 kDa protein-like
Exons: 1
Coding region: 17-622 (201 amino acids)
Biological process (GO): negative regulation of catalytic activity
Molecular function (GO): enzyme inhibitor activity
Source: RefSeq, a predicted model, not a curated record